CAUCUCAUUUUGGUCGAGCCUGAGGCGUGCCACACUGCUGCUGCCCCGUUCGGCCCCCAUCGUCCCCAUACGCAGCAGCCAAACACCUGUCUGUACCGCUGUUGUCUUUUCGCCACAACACCCAGAGAUCUUUCGAGGGAUCGCUUGCGGUGGCUACAGCUGCGGCAACCCAGGCCACGCCCAGCUGUCGGUGAUCCGCCAGGAGAGCAACACUGCUUGAUGCGAUGCGGUUUGCGAGUCGGGCAUUAGCCGAGACAGCCGUUGUGGUGAGCGUGGCGGACAACAUCGGUGCAAUUGGAUUCGCCGCCGUCGUCGACUUCAUCGUAGCCCUCCUUUUGAUUCACAUCGUCCUCUUUCGGCAAUGGCCUCCCUACAAGGCCGUUCACCCGGGGCUCAUCGUGUACACAGGUUUAGCUACGAUGUUGGCAACCGUUUGGGUCAGCAUACGAUACGGCAUGUGGGGAGACGUGGUGGACUGCUCGGGGGUUUCCCUCGCAAUGUUUAGCUUGGGGGCGUUGUUCUCCUGCGGUGUCGUCCGGGUGUACCGAUACCACAACGUCUUGGUCAGGCACAGCGGCGUCAUGUUGCCAGUCACGGUGCAGGUGGCCACGCUUUUGCUGCCGUUUCUCAUCGGCCCGGCCAUGGUCUUGGCGAGAGCUGAUGACGCGACUCCGACGUUUGACUCCACGGCCGGAGAGUGUCUGGAGACUUGGCAGCCACCGGAUAUCAGCGAAUGGGUGGCUGCCGGUAUUCUCGCGGCGGUCGCAUUGGCGCUGGCGUUCCGUCUCCGCAUCGUGCGAUCGCAGGCCCCGCACGAGUUCCUGUCCGCCGUGGCUACGUCCGCCUCGCUCGCCCUAGCCGUGGUCUCCCUGCCCUUGGUGGAGACGAUCAUGAGGGACACGGCCGACGAGACGGCCAUGCAUCGUCGUCGUACGGCGAUGCUCGUGAUCACGGCGCUGGUCGGGAUGGUGGUCGUGGCGGCGCCGGUGCUGCAUCCCCUCCGGCUGCUUGUUUUCAAGGACGACGAGUUUAAUAGCGGCGGGGUGUAUGGCUUCGGCAAGUGGGGAAAACAAACCGAAAGUGCCCAGGACGUUCAUGUGCAGAGCCAAAUCAGAUGGGUCGAUAACCUGGUAAGAAGGCCGGGUCGAGAUGCGCUGGGACAAGCGUCCGCCACGGACGCAGCGUGCUUUCUGGAUAUGGUUGCGCGGGAUGAGGAAGAAGACUACUGUCUGCGUCAGGCGGCGACAAUGCGCAUACUGGAUACCUACCUUCGAGACGGUGCACCGCGAUUCGUGCCCCUCUCCGCCGAGUGCCGUGGCGGCAUCGUCAGGAGCAUGGCGUCGUCAGUGUACACCUUCGGGAGGGCCAGGGAGGAAAUUCUGGACAGGUUGAACAGAACAGCAGCAGAGCAAGGGGAAAGGGGGCCGAUGAACCACACGCGUAGCGAGAAGGUCAACAGCAACAACAAUAACGCCGGCAACGAUAAUGACACCUGUGGCCGCACCCAGAAAAACUCCGGCAAGCGUUCCAAGAGGGAUGGGGUAAGGCCACGCCCCGCCCCACGCGGGCAGCAACAUAAUACCGGAAGGCCCAAGCUAUUCUUCAGCGGGGCAGCGAGCAAAUCCAGGAAAUGCAUACGUGGUAUCGAGAUGCAAACGAACACUAACGGAAAAAGCAACAGGGCAGACGAGAGGUCGCUCAAUGACAGCGUCACGGUCAAGUUCGGCCUCAAGAACGACAGGGAAGACGACACAUUCAGCUACACGUCUUCCGCCAAGACACACUUCUCCGUCCGCGUCGCCGACGGCGAGGGAAGCAAUGGUUUGGCUAUCGUCCGAGCCUCCAGCGAUGAGAGCGACGAUGACGACCUGGGGGAGGUGUCUCGUGCUAUCGCCAACCCUAUCUUCGGGGACAUGACGAGGGCUGUGGGUCGCCAACCGAAAAAUAAACGGUAAAAGGUCCGCUGCUCAAGCUGUGUGAGUUCGCCAUAAAAGUUUAAGGGUAUUCAUGUGCCCGCAGGCCGUAAUCGUUGGGCCAUUGACCUUGCAUCCCUCCUAUGCCCGUCGGGNGGGGGGGGGGGGGGGGGGGGGGGGGGGGGGGGGGGGGGGGGGGGGCGCAUAUGUAGCUGCGGAGAUCGGUCCCGGUAGGUGGCACAUUCUGAGGAGGCGGUGAUGCCGAACACCCCGGAAAUGGAAGACGGGUGGAAAUCUUGGGUAAAACGAGCAGCUAUCAUGCGCUGCACGAGAGGUAGUAUUGUCUCGAACGGGUAGUCUUUCAGACUUGUACAUGUACGUACGUACUACUGUAGUCUACAUUUUUUUUUACGUAAGGCUGUUGGAAUCAGCGGCCGACGCGGCUGACAGCUAUUUCCACCGCGGAGUGUUGAUGUUGUAGGUCAACCGCAAGUCGCUUGUGUCGUACGGCCGCAAGGAUGAAACAUAAUCGUGUGAAGGAGAACAUGUGAUUUUGGCGUGAGUUCACCCGCGGUCUUCACAAGUAAAGUAACCAAUCGCCGCUCGUUCGAUCGUACAUGCCAUGGUUUCGUGUUUUUUUUUAACACAUGUACUGUAGACUAGGGAAGAACAAUCCAACGGAGCGAGAACGGGGGAAUGGAAAUAGUGCCCCUACGACGUGCGCUUCUUGCCCGGGUUAAAGUCUAAACCGCGACCGAACGUGUUCCGGUAUUGAUAAGGGGGAGCGGAAAACGGUGCCCCCACGAUGUGCGCUUCUCGCCGGGAUUACAGUCUUCACCACGGACGAACGUGUUGUGGUUUUGAUAGGGGGGGCGGGUGGAAAAUGGUGUACGCUUCUCGCCGGGGUUGCAGUCUAAAGCAUGAACGAAGGUGUUCCGGUAUCGACAGGCGAUGGAUUGGUGGACGCGGAAAACCUGGGUUGGGCAUACAUUAGGGGGACAGCUCCGAUGGGUCGUAGUGGCUGCUGCUGUGUUCUACCACUUUUUAGGUAGGCCGCUCGGACUGGGGAUUGGAAUUGGACGACAACAAGUUAACAAGGAUCCUGUCAUGGUUCGUGCUGUCGCCGCUAUCACAAAGCUUGCACCCGCGGUAUGCAACGCACGGGACACGCCUCAAGUGUAAAUUGAAGAGUCACGAGGUGCAUGGUUUUCACGCG
This is a messenger RNA of Ectocarpus sp. CCAP 1310/34, 3129 nucleotides long. The record is from the annotation of a GenBank genome assembly. NCBI's taxonomy places the organism in Eukaryota, Phaeophyceae, Ectocarpales, Ectocarpaceae.